UAAUUAUUUAUUGAAAAUUUUGAGAGAAAAAAAUAUCAUUACUCUUAUUGACCAUUAUAUGCCCUUCCUAUUAUUAUUAUUAUUAACUUUUAGGAAUCGUUGCGGUCUGCUCCAAAAGAACGUCAUCAUCAUCAUCUCUAUCAAAUUCAGUGAACUCAUUUCACGAAGGAAAAAAAAAAAAAGGAAAAGAAAAUGUUGAUGCGAUUUUCUCUUCAAAGAGUGAAGAAUUUAAGGGCUUUAAGGCCUCAGGUUUUGGCUUCUGCCAACUCUCGUUUCUCUACUGCGACUGAACCCUCUUUUAAUCACCGUAAUCCUCCGAGGGUUCCUAAUCUUAUUGGAGGUGCUUUUGUUGAUUCAAAGUCAACAGCAACCAUUGAUGUUAUAAACCCUGCAACACAAGAAGUUGUUUCACGAGUUCCUUUAACUACAAGUGAAGAGUUUAAAGCUGCAGUGGCUGCAGCAAAGCAAGCUUUCCCGUCGUGGCGAAAUACCCCAAUUACAACUCGUCAGCGUAUCAUGUUCAAACUCCAAGAGCUUAUUCAUAGGGACAUGGAUAAACUUGCCAAGAAUAUUACAACUGAACAGGGCAAGACAUUGAAGGAUGCUCAUGGAGAUGUCUUUCGGGGGCUUGAGGUGGUGGAACAUGCCUGCGGAAUGGCAACCCUGCAAAUGGGAGAGUAUGUCCCCAAUGUAUCUAGUGGAAUUGAUACAUAUAGUAUAAGAGAGCCACUUGGCGUUUGUGCGGGGAUUUGUCCCUUCAACUUUCCAGCAAUGAUUCCCUUAUGGAUGUUUCCUGUAGCAGUUACUUGUGGUAAUACCUUUAUUUUAAAGCCAUCGGAAAAGGAUCCUGGGGCAUCUAUAAUGCUGGCAGAGUUAGCAAUGGAAGCUGGUUUGCCUCACGGUGUCUUAAAUAUUGUUCAAGGCACCAAUGACAUUGUUAAUGCUAUUUGUGAUGAUGACGAUAUUAGAGCCAUAUCAUUUGUUGGUUCCAAUACUGCUGGCAUGCACAUAUAUGGAAGAGCUUCUGUUAAAGGAAAACGUGUGCAGUCCAACAUGGGUGCCAAAAAUCAUGGCAUUGUGAUGCCUGAUGCAAACAAGGAUGCUACUUUAAAUGCUCUAGUUGCUGCUGGUUUUGGUGCUGCUGGACAAAGGUGCAUGGCACUUAGCACAAUAGUCUUUGUUGGUGACUCAGAAUCAUGGGAGAAUCAACUGGUAGAACGUGCCAAAGCUCUUAAAGUGAAUGCUGGAACUGAACCUGAUGCAGACCUUGGUCCUGUAAUUAGCAAACAGGCUAAGGAACGAAUAUGCAGAUUAAUUCAAUCUGGAGUUGAGAGUGGUGCCAAACUACUGCUUGAUGGGAGAAACACAGUGGUUCCAGGAUAUGAGCAAGGCAAUUUCGUUGGUCCCACAAUUUUAUCUGGUGUCACAGCUGACAUGGAAUGCUAUAAGGAGGAAAUCUUUGGCCCAGUUCUCAUUUGCAUGAAGGCUGACAGCUUGGAAGAGGCUAUAAACAUUGUUAAUAGAAACAAAUAUGGCAACGGUGCUUCUAUAUUCACUACAUCCGGUGCGGCUGCAAGGAAAUUCCAGACAGAGAUUGAGGCUGGGCAGGUUGGCAUCAAUGUUCCCAUACCAGUUCCUUUACCGUUUUUCUCAUUUACUGGCUCUAAGGCAUCUUUUGCUGGCGACCUUAACUUUUACGGCAAGGCUGGAGUUAACUUUUAUACCCAGAUUAAAACAGUGACUCAACAAUGGAAGGGUCUCCCAAGCGGCAGUGGAGUUUCCCUAGCGAUGCCAACAUCACAGAAGUUGUAAUCACGCUGUGGGAUUGUUCUUUCAGGAGUAGUAUGUACCCUGCCGUAAACUAAUAUUAAGGUCUUCCUGCUUUGUUUCUUUCAACUUAUUCCAGUUCCCUGCCGACUGUCAAGUAAAUAAGAUGGAAAGGGGGAGGGGGGACAAAAGCUGAAAAUGUUUUUAAUUUUAGGAGAAAAGAUCAUUUACCUAAGAUUCUCUUAGCGUUUAAGUCAAAAGUCGCACUUUGUUCUGAGCAAUAAUAGUUUGCUGAGAAGUGAAGGACUACUCUUCUGGAAAAACUCAAUGGUGCUUGACUCUCCUAGAGCGUAGCCUUAAGAAUAAAUUCAAUUUCAGGGGCCUUUUGUUUCGGUACCCGGGCUCUCUGUUAUGCAUUAUACUGUGUUUUGGUUCGCCGUUGAUUGUCCACCGAAAGCCUCAAUGCCUGCUGGGAACAUAAAUCACUCCAUAAGAAAGCAUUGAUUCAUGUCAUUGUAGCUGUGUGGCAAAGUAUGUUACCAAACAUUCAAAAGGGUUAAGUGCAAUUGGUAAG
Molecule: messenger RNA, 2341 nt
Organism: Durio zibethinus
Lineage: Eukaryota; Viridiplantae; Streptophyta; Magnoliopsida; Malvales; Malvaceae
Product: methylmalonate-semialdehyde dehydrogenase [acylating], mitochondrial-like
Biological process (GO): thymine catabolic process; L-valine catabolic process
Cellular component (GO): mitochondrion
Molecular function (GO): methylmalonate-semialdehyde dehydrogenase (acylating, NAD+) activity
Source: RefSeq, a predicted model, not a curated record